AUGGUUUCUUUUGGCUCAUGGGUUACCGAUUUGAUCACUCUGGUGACCAUAGGGUCUGGCACCAACACCCGUGUGGACGACGCCGCCUCCCUUCAGGAAGACGGCAUCACCCAGCUAGAUGCCAUACCAGGCUUCCCAGAAGGUCCCUCCCCCAUACAGAUCAACACGCUGCAGCCAAUACGCUACGAUGCCAGGGCCCAUGUAAAGCGUUCCCACCUAGAAGAUUUUGAGGCCGUCAACGAGCAAUCCCUCUACUUGGGCCUCGAAGACGACCCCAUCGCAGAGGUCCAUGUCCGGAUAAAGAACGAGACCGAAGGGUUCGUCAACACGGGAUUCUUCGACAACCUCAUUGAGUCGAUGAGUGAUUUUCUGAUAUUUCGUUUCCGCCAAUACUUCAGAAACUACAAAGGCGACCUCGCCGUGUGUCGCAGAGAUAUCUUCCAGCGUAUUGUCGUUCUUAAUCAAUCGCAUCUGCUCCUCCUCGUCCGACCGUGGAAGGCAACUCAAAGCAUCUGGUACCACGUUCAGCUUUCCGGGAAUGUGGUAGACGUCUAUAUCGAACUGCGAUAG
Molecule: messenger RNA, 570 nt
Organism: Clonostachys byssicola
Lineage: Eukaryota; Fungi; Ascomycota; Sordariomycetes; Hypocreales; Bionectriaceae
Source: the annotation of a GenBank genome assembly